Molecule: messenger RNA, 2019 nt
Organism: Cyphomyrmex costatus
Lineage: Eukaryota; Metazoa; Arthropoda; Insecta; Hymenoptera; Formicidae
Exons: 6
Coding region: 445-2019 (524 amino acids)
Source: RefSeq, a predicted model, not a curated record
AUGUAUUUUCUAUCACAAAUCCGCCAGAAAAGUUCAAUCGCCUGCUUGCUCGGAUGGGUUUAUUGCGCUGAGAAAUUUCAAAUUUCAAUCUGUCUAUAUUCACGGUUCCCUACGUGCUUUAUUGGUUUCUGCUACGCUUAUCGUUAAUACGGCAGGCAAAGUAUAAUUUGUGAUAUAACCUUACUCUGACUCCCAGCAAACGAUGUUGAAGUCCGCACUGCGCUUGAUCGUUGUUGAGUUGAGCCUUGGUCAAUCAAACGACGGCGAUGACGACACUUGAUUUUGAUGGUUGCACCUUUUGUUGGUACAAUUAUUACGAUAAUCUCCAUUCUAAUUUCGGUAUCGCGAUCUUCGAGUUAGAUUCUUUCAAGAAAUCUACGUCGUAUUCUCUCUAGGUGGGCAGAUCACAUGCGACGAUGACGACGAUUGUUGACUACUGUUUUCAUGAUGAAUAUGAGUGUUGGAGAUGUGUCCUUUCACUUGGGAGAAGUAUUUGAUAGCUAUGAGGAACUGGAAAAAAAGUUGGCUAGAGUCUCAAAACAUACAUUUGUACAUUACUGGAGACGAGACAGUAGAACUGUAAGUGGAGCUCAUAUGAAAACCUCACGGCCGAUUAGCGAGAGAUUGAAGUAUUAUUCUGUCAAAUAUGCAUGUAUCUAUGGUGGCCAGAGAUUCCUCCCUCGUGGUGCUGGUAGAAGACAAUCUCAGUCCAUACGAACAAAUUGUCCUGCACAUAUUAUGGUCAGAGCAACUAAAGAUGGCACACAAUUAGAAGUGACUAGUGUUAAUAAUGAACACAAUCAUGAGAUUUCAGAGGAUCUAUUUAAGAGACUUCCGCAAGAGAGAAAACUCUGUGGUGAAAUUAGACGAGAUGUCCAAGAUCUCAUGCAGUUGCAUGUUGAUCGUAAAAGAUUAAAAGAGUACGUGCGAUUACGCACUAAUAAGGAACUCCGAUCCAAAGAUUUAUUUAAUAUAGCAGCGGCUAAUAAAGAGAAAAAAGAUAUUACACCAGAACGAGCAUAUCAAUUAUUUGAAAAAAUUUGUAAUAUUGAAAAGAUACAAGCCAGAAGUGAUAAUAGAAAGAAGUUUUCCGAAUCUGACGACGAAAUAGCGCAGACUAUAAAAAGAAUGAAGAAGGAAGAAAAAUCCGCUUGGAAUCAGGACGAAUUAUCGACAGAGUUAGAAGUGAAUGAAGGAAAUGAUGGUGAAGAUUCUUACAGCAGUCAGUUGACACAAGGAGAAGUAGUUGAUGAGAUUGACACUAACGAGAAUAAAUUAUUGAGAGCAAAUAAUGAAGACGACAUAAUAGUGGCAGAUGGAGAAAUAGUCGGCGAAUUGGUGAUGGAAAGUGGCGAUCCAUCGGUGAUAGUUGAAUCUAUUGUCAACACGGACGGUUCUGUUUUCGUCGAUGAAAGAGAAUUCAAUAACUACUGCAACAAUCACUUAUCACAUACAGUAGAUGAUAGUCAAUCACCGAAGCGACGAGAUAUGGAAACGAUUAAUUCUACUACUACUAUCGAAAAAAUUACGAGACAAUCAUCUACCUCACCCAGUCACAAAUUGCAGAUCGACUCUUUAACGCUUCAACAGUCAUCAAAGUCAACUACUAGCUUUCAAGAAACAGAUUCGAGAAUUUGGAUCAUGAAUGAAGGUACUUCUAUGGAAACUGAAUUGGAACAAGAAAGCGGGCCCGAGAGCGAGACAAACGUGACGAUCAAACCAAUCUCAAUGAUGAAGCCGGACUUGGAGACAACCGAAACUGUAUUAUCUGACGAUCCAAGCCAUCAACUACUUCAAGAGCAGUUGGCAGUGCUACGAGCCGAGAAGGGAAAAUUGUAUCAUGAGACUGAGAUGCUGAAAUUGAAGAAAGACAAAUUAAAGUUACAGAUCAAUUGCUACUCAAAUGAAAUAAAGAAGCAGGAGAUGGAGAGGGAGAAAUUGAGACUCGAGAUCAGGCUGCUUCAAUCCAAAGUUAUGGACGACACUAACGAUGUUUCCCAUUACAUUUUUGUGCCCUGA